AUUAGUUAAUUUUCUUAUAUUCGGGUAUUUUUUUUCUCUCUCUUAAUUUUCGGCAAUGUUUUCAGUUUGCUCCGGUUGCGUGUUGACGCGAUGUCGAGUUGUGUUCAUUAAAACGACCUUCGUGAAGGUUAAACAACGCGAACUAACUAGCCCCAUGUCUACCGCCAUUAAGGAUAGCCUAUUGGCCCAAGUUGCCGAGGUGUUGCCCAGUUCCGGUCAUAAGGUGACUGUUGUCGGUAUUGGCCAGGUUGGUAUGGCCAGUGCCUUCAGCAUCCUAGCCCAGAAUGUCUCCAAGGAGGUGUGCCUCAUCGAUGUCUGCAGUGAUAAGCUGCAGGGAGAACUGAUGGACUUGCAGCACGGUUCGAAUUUCCUCAAGAAUCCCCAAAUUACCGCUAGCACCGAUUUUGCCGCAUCAGCCAAUUCCAGGCUGUGCAUUGUCACGGCCGGUGUCCGUCAGAAGGAGGGCGAAUCCCGUUUGUCCCUGGUGCAACGCAACACCGACAUCCUGAAGAACAUCAUUCCAAAGCUGGUUGAAUACAGUCCCGAUACCAUUUUGCUUAUGGUCUCCAAUCCUGUGGACAUUAUGACCUAUGUGGCCUGGAAGUUGUCCGGUCUGCCCAAGAACCGCGUCAUUGGCAGCGGCACCAAUUUGGAUUCAUCUCGUUUCCGUUUCCUCAUGUCGCAGCGUCUGGGUGUGGCCCCCACCUCCUGCCACGGCUGGAUCAUUGGUGAACACGGGGAUAGCUCGGUGCCCGUAUGGUCGGGUGUCAACAUUGCCGGUGUCCGCUUGCGUGAAUUGAACCCAACUCUGGGCACUGGCGAGGAUCCAGAGAAAUGGAAUGAGCUGCACAAGCAGGUUGUCGAUUCCGCCUAUGAGGUCAUCAAGCUAAAGGGUUACACUUCCUGGGCCAUUGGCUUGAGCACAGCUUCCUUGGCCUCGGCCAUUUUGAGGAACACCAGCAGUGUGGCUGCUGUUUCCACCUCCGUUUUGGGCGAACACUGCAUCGAUAAGGAUGUGUUCUUGUCAUUGCCAUGCAUCCUGAAUGCCAAUGGAGUAACCUCUGUGGUUAAGCAGAUUCUCACCGACACCGAAGUGGAGCAGUUGCAGAAGUCGGCCAACAUUAUGGCUGAAGUCCAAGCCGGUCUUAAAUUUUAAAUUAACUAAAUACAAUCAACAAAAAUAUAUAAAUUA
Messenger RNA from Drosophila willistoni, 1192 nucleotides. Its product is annotated as L-lactate dehydrogenase. NCBI's taxonomy places the organism in Eukaryota, Metazoa, Arthropoda, Insecta, Diptera, Drosophilidae. Gene Ontology annotation, molecular function: L-lactate dehydrogenase (NAD+) activity. The transcript has 3 exons. Bases 56 to 1156 code for a protein of 366 amino acids. The record is from RefSeq and is a predicted model, not a curated record. Gene Ontology annotation, biological process: carboxylic acid metabolic process. Gene Ontology annotation, cellular component: cytoplasm.